Messenger RNA from Enterobius vermicularis (human pinworm), 475 nucleotides. NCBI's taxonomy places the organism in Eukaryota, Metazoa, Nematoda, Chromadorea, Rhabditida, Oxyuridae. The record is from the annotation of a GenBank genome assembly.
UUUUGAGGGAUCAUUUAAUUAUUACUCCAUUUCGAUAAACGUUCGUCUUAUCUUCAUACGAGUCGUACAAAAAGCUAACGUCGUGGUAGUUCAAAGGAAGCUGUUCAGUUCUAAAUUACACGUACUUCAUCUACGAACUUGGUUAUUUGCAGUUUCACUUUUGUUUUUAGAAAAAGCGUUGGACGGUAAUCAGUGGAUCUAUGAUAUGACAGGUACCUUGCAACAUUGUGUGGCUAUUUUGAAACUUUGCCAUGCGACAACCGAGAAGCUAUCUGCAGAGCCCUUAAGUUCUGUUGGUGCUCCUUUGAACACUGCUAUUCUUAUGGCGACCAAUCGUAUAAUGCCGAACUUCAACCAGUUGAUACAAACUAUGGAAAACAUUGGUACACAUGCAUUGCAUCUUCUGAGUAGGCCGAGUAACAACUGCACACACUUAGGGUGUUUGUUAACAAGACUGUCAAAGCGGAUGAACUGA